Molecule: messenger RNA, 1578 nt
Organism: Triticum turgidum subsp. durum (durum wheat)
Lineage: Eukaryota; Viridiplantae; Streptophyta; Magnoliopsida; Poales; Poaceae
Source: the annotation of a GenBank genome assembly
AUGGACUUUGAGUAUCAUUCCAGCGUGCUGGUUGGGAGGUCUCUGCUCUACUUCCUGUCCGACGGUGGGAUGAUCCUGGAGUACAAUUUGAACAGUGGUGAACUGGCUGUGUUGGACACACCACCCGACGUUUACAGCAGUGACAACGAAAGAUUUAACCUCAUGCUGGCGGAGGAUGGUGGGCUGGGGGUUGCCGAAGCCAUUGAUCUGCAGCUCAUAUUGUGGAAAAGGGAGGCGAGUGAUGGCACUGAUGCACGAUGGGUGCUGAGCCGGAUUGUUGACCUGUUCGAUUUGCUCCCAAUUGGUGUCGAUUCAAAAUGUCUUUCUCCAGUGUUGGGCUUUGCUGAGGGAGCAAAUGCUAUUUUCGUGUCAACUGUUUAUAGUCUCUUCAUGAUCGAGCUACGGUCGGAGCAGGGGGAAAAGGUGUGUGCUAGUCAUGGCUUCUGUAACUUGAUUCCAGUUGUCAGCUUCUACACUCCACAUUUUAGGCUCCAAGUGCCCGGCGGUGAACACCACGGCCCAACGCCGUGGCUGAACCUACUGAGGAGGGGUGGUCAGCAAGGGGUUUGGGAGGAGAAAUCACUAGAAUGGGCGCAGGUGCUGUUUGAUAAGGGGUGCAAGGCUAUCAACGAGAAGGACUUUGCCAACGCGGCAGGCUGCUUCAGACAUGCUCUCAAGAUCAGGGUUCAACAUUAUGGAGGCCUUGCUCCUGAGUGUGCUAGCACGUUUUACAGUUAUGGAGGUGCCUUGUUAGGCAAAGCUCGGAAGGCAACCAAUCCUUCAGGGGCAAAUUUGCAUGGCAAAGAUCAGAAUGAUGGGAACAUGACAGGCGAUGGAGAUGAUUCUGAUUUGGAUUUGGCCUGGAAAAUGUUGAAUACUGCAAGGGUGAUAGUUGCCAAGAGUCCAGAUAAGACAAUGGAGAAGGUUAAUAUAUUGAAUUCUCUGGCUGAAAUCUCCAUGAGAAGAGAGGACAGACACAGCUCAAUCGAUUACUACUUCGAAGCUUUAGCGAUCUUGGAACAUUUGGUUAGGCCUGACCAUUUUCGAUUUUUCCAGCAAAACUACCGCAUUUUGGCCUUUGAGUUAGCAUCCAAGGUUGGGGAUGCAAUCCCAUAUUGUGCAAAGGCUAUUUCAGUAGGCAAGUCGCUUAUGCAUAAUCUGAUAAAUGCCAAGGAAGCUUUGUUAUCUGAUAAAGGACACUUAGGUAAGUCGACUCUAGAAGAUGCGAUAUCUUACCUUGCUAGAAUGUUGCCUCGACUCCAGAAGAAGCUUGAAGAACUGAAGCAAGCAAUGUCAACCCCAAGUGAUAGUAUAGAUAAUAUUAUGAAGAGGGUGGUCUCAGUGACAAGUCAUGAGCAGAAUGUUAACAAUACUAUGGCAAGAACUGCAUCUUUGACUUCUUCACAGAUGGCGGGAUCAAGCAACAGCUUCCAUUCACCAACUAUGUCUACGGCAGCCGCCAGAGGAAGCACUGGAAGUAGCGUAACUGACUUUGAGAUUGUUGGCAGAGACAUGAAACGAGCUAAUGACAAGAAGAGACUUGCAGCAGAUAAUUCACCAUCCGUGAAUGAAAUGUGA